GGGGACCUAAAAACAUCAGUCUUGAACUUCUUCCUCUUCAAGAGCUCGGGCUGCAAAGGAAACCUCCUUUGUUUUUGUUAUUUAUAUGCUGUCAAGUUUUGAAGUGGUCACAGGGAAAGCUUGGCCUGGAUUGUGAGAGCCAUAUGGAACGGAUAAGUGCGGAGCCUCUCUCAAAUGUGAUCUUUAGAGGCGGGACUGAGUAUGGAUCAUUUGAACGAGGCAACUCAGGGGAAAGAACAUUCAGAAAUGUCUAACAAUGUAAGCGAUCCGAAGGGUCCACCAGCCAAAAUUGCGCGCUUGGAACAGAAUGGGAGCCCAUUAGGAAGAGGAAGACUUGGAAGUACAGGAACUAAAAUGCAAGGAGUGCCUUUAAAACACUCUGGACACCUGAUGAAAACUAAUAUUAGAAAAGGAAGUAUGCUUCCAGUUUUCUGUGUAGUGGAACAUUAUGAAAAUGCCAUUGAGUAUGAUUCUAAGGAGGAGCAUGCAGAAUUUGUGUUGGUGAGGAAGGAUAUGCUUUUCAACCAGCUGAUUGAAAUGGCAUUGCUAUCUCUUGGAUAUUCUCACAGCUCUGCUGCCCAAGCAAAAGGGCUUAUCCAGGUUGGGAAGUGGAAUCCAGUUCCACUCUCCUAUGUGACAGAUGCCCCCGAUGCUACAGUAGCAGACAUGCUGCAAGACGUGUAUCAUGUGGUCACACUGAAAAUCCAGUUACACAGUUGCCCUAAACUAGAAGACUUGCCUCCUGAACAAUGGUCUCACACAACAGUAAGAAAUGCUCUGAAGGACUUACUGAAGGAUAUGAACCAGAGUUCAUUGGCCAAGGAAUGUCCCCUUUCGCAGAGUAUGAUUUCUUCCAUUGUGAACAGCACUUACUAUGCAAAUGUCUCAGCAGCAAAAUGUCAGGAAUUUGGAAGGUGGUAUAAACAUUUCAAGAAGGCAAAAGAUAUGAUGGUUGAGAUGGAUAGCCUUUCUGAACUAUCCCAGCAAGGUGCCAACCAUGUCAACUUCGGUCAGCAGCCAGUCCCAGGGAACACAGCCGAACAGCCUCCAUCUCCUGUUCAGCUUUCUCAUGGUAGUCAACCAUCAGUUCGGACCCCGCUUCCAAACCUGCACCCUGGACUUGUAUCUACUCCCAUUAGCCCUCAGCUGGUAAAUCAGCAGCUGGUAAUGGCCCAGUUGCUGAACCAGCAGUAUGCAGUGAACAGACUUCUAGCCCAGCAGUCCUUAAACCAACAGUACUUGAACCACCCUCCUCCUGUCAGUAGAUCCAUGAACAAGCCGUUGGAGCAGCAGGUCUCAACGAACACAGAGGUGUCUUCCGAAAUCUACCAGUGGGUCCGUGAUGAACUGAAACGAGCAGGAAUCUCACAGGCAGUAUUUGCACGUGUGGCUUUUAACCGAACUCAGGGCUUGCUCUCAGAAAUCCUCCGAAAAGAAGAGGAUCCCAAGACUGCCUCGCAGUCCUUGCUGGUAAACCUUCGGGCUAUGCAGAACUUCUUGCAGCUGCCAGAAGCAGAACGAGAUCGAAUUUACCAGGACGAAAGGGAAAGGAGCUUGAACGCAGCCUCUGCGAUGGGCCCGGCGCCUCUCAUAAGCACACCGCCCAGCCGGCCUCCACAAGUCAAAACUGCUACUAUUGCUACAGAGAGGAAUGGAAAACCAGAAAACAAUUCCAUGAACAUUAAUGCUUCCAUUUAUGAUGAGAUUCAGCAGGAAAUGAAGAGAGCUAAGGUGUCCCAAGCACUGUUUGCGAAGGUUGCGGCAACCAAAAGCCAGGGGUGGCUCUGUGAGCUGUUACGUUGGAAAGAAGAUCCAUCACCAGAGAACAGGACCCUCUGGGAGAAUCUCUCCAUGAUCCGAAGGUUCCUCAGUCUUCCUCAGCCUGAACGCGAUGCCAUUUAUGAACAAGAAAGCAAUGCAGUUCAUCACCAUGGUGACAGGCCUUCCCACAUUAUCCAUGUGCCAGCAGAACAGAUUCAGAGCCCCUCUCCCACCACCCUUGGGAAAGGAGAGCAUAGAGGCGCUUUCCUACCAGGCCUGCUGACUGCUGGACCUUGGCUGGGUGCUGCUCCACAGCAGCAACAGCAGCAACAGCAACAACAACAGCAGCAACAGCAACAACAACCAGGUCCCAGACUACCCCCAAGGCAACCGACAGUAGCAUCACCAGCUGAAUCUGAGGAUGAAAAUCGUCAGAAACCCCGACCACGAACAAAGAUUUCUGUUGAGGCCCUAGGGAUCCUACAGAGUUUCAUACAAGAUGUAGGCCUGUAUCCAGAUGAAGAAGCAAUCCAGACUCUCUCCGCUCAGCUUGACCUGCCCAAGUACACCAUUAUCAAGUUCUUUCAGAACCAGCGAUAUUAUCUCAAGCACCAUGGGAAGCUGAAGGACAAUUCUGGUUUGGAGGUGGAUGUUGCAGAAUACAAGGAAGAAGAGCUGCUCAAGGAUUUAGAAGACAGCAUCCAAGACAAAAAUGCAAACACGCUUUUUUCAGUUAAACUAGAAGAAGAGUUAUCAGUAGAAGGGAACACAGAGAUUAAUGCUGAAUUGAAAGACUGAUCUAAAAGUAUUAUUUUCUUUCAACAGUGCCGCUGGUAUUUACUAAUGAAAUGAAAAUUCCAUCUUGCGUUCUGUCAAAAACCCUUAUUAUUCAUUGUUUGGCCAAUGAAUCUUCCAAAACUUGCACAAAAGUUGAAAAAAAGGAUAAUGCAGACUGCACUAGAUGUUUUACUCUGUUUUACAAACUGCUUCGCAGCAACAGAUGAAGCGUUGAGGAUUGUUUGAUAUUAAUUUGUGUUCACUGGAUACACUGUGAGUGUACCCAAUAAGCAUGAUACCAGUGAUUUUGAUUCUGGAGCCUUCAGACAAGCAUUACAACUUUUGUGAUUUACUGUUUUUUUGUUUCUGUUUUGUUCUUGUUUUUUAAUUAUUACUGUAGCACUCCACACUUGAUCUUUGAAAAAUCACAUUUAUUUAAAAAAAUAAAAUAAAAAGAGUUUGUUACUCUUGUUCUAUUGUAUGUUACAAAAGAACUAUAGACUGUGGAAUGCAGUUUAAAGAUAACAUAUGCCAACAAAUGCCUUGUAUUAUAUGGCACUGCCGUAAUUCAGAUUUGUUUUCUUUUGGAAAUAAAGGUCACUGUAUUUUUUUUUUUUCCAUUCUCAUUGUUACAUGGUUUUAGAGAAAAUGAAAAAGAAAAUGUGAAACACAAUUUAGUCCUCAUUAUUUAUUUGUAGAUCCUGCAGCAUCAUGUUGUAAUUAAUUUUUUUGGAAGUUUCCGUUAAAUGUAAUAUUGCUUCUCUUGUUACCAUACUGAUUUUUUUUUCUAUUUAUAAAUGUAUUUUGAUGGGCAGUAAAACAAAGUGUCUUAAAAGUUUUAAAUAGAGAAAAUGUGCUUUACACAGUUGCCUAUAAAAAGUGCUCUAUGUUAUCCAAGCAAUUCAUACUAUAAGCUUCACUCUUAUUGUUGUAUGCAAUUUUUACUAUCAUGCAAAUAAGCUUAGGUAAAUAAAACUAAUAGAUCACCUUAGAAACUUAUGCAAUUAAUGUGAAAAUAAUUGAUGUUUGCAAUGUGUCUUCCUUUGGUUUACAAUCAAUUUUAAAGCUACAGCUGUAUAAAUUUUCUGUAUAAAGGUGUAUUUCUUUUUUAUGAGUUUAUUGCUAUGAAAACACCAGUUAUUUUGUUACAGCUGGCUGUUUUUAUAAGUGUAUCACAAUUUUCUUUAUGCAGAAAUGUUCUGACUAGGAGUGGUUAUUGACUGUAACUACACAAUUAAAAUUGUUUGUAUGGUAUGAU
This is a messenger RNA of Poecile atricapillus (Black-capped chickadee), 3796 nucleotides long. RefSeq names its product SATB homeobox 1 (gene SATB1). The record is from RefSeq and is a predicted model, not a curated record. The transcript is spliced from 13 exons. The coding region runs from base 202 to 2559 and encodes 785 amino acids. Gene Ontology annotation, molecular function: DNA-binding transcription factor activity, RNA polymerase II-specific; RNA polymerase II cis-regulatory region sequence-specific DNA binding. Gene Ontology annotation, biological process: chromatin remodeling; regulation of transcription by RNA polymerase II. NCBI's taxonomy places the organism in Eukaryota, Metazoa, Chordata, Aves, Passeriformes, Paridae.